Biomphalaria glabrata is the source of this 2112-nucleotide messenger RNA. RefSeq lists its product as uncharacterized. The transcript is spliced from 3 exons. Bases 217 to 1206 code for a protein of 329 amino acids. The record is from RefSeq and is a predicted model, not a curated record. NCBI's taxonomy places the organism in Eukaryota, Metazoa, Mollusca, Gastropoda, Planorbidae.
AAGACAUCUUUCAAGUUCACCUGUUUGGUUAAAGAUUUGAUGGUAAUUGUCGUAAGUGCAAAUUGAUAACAUUUCUUUAAUGUGUGGGAAAAAGUUGUUGCUAUUUGAAAACUUAGAAGCCAGUUCUGUUUCACUAUGUCUACAUUGAUCUAGUAAAUAAUUGAACUUAGCACAUUUUUCUUAUAAUUUUUGGAGCUACUAUUAAAGAGCAUAAAGAUGUGUUUGUUAAUCUACUUGCUGUGUUUAACUAUUUCAUCAAUCACGGGCACAGAUAAUAUAAUGAAGCUGGAAGUCACACCAAGCACUAUUAAACUUGGGCUAACCAGUCAGAUGGAAAUUGUCUGUUCAGUGGCCCCUGACCCAGCUGGUAAUUACAUCGUUCUGAAUAUUAUCAUUUCUCAGUCGACAGACACAUUGGAACCACAAUACACAGACGUAGCUGGCGUUGAGGCAACGCUAGAGCCAUCCUUAUAUGUCAACAAUUCUGCGACUAUUCAAGGUCAAAUUUCCGUCACCGACACCUCUUACUUGAAGUUAAACUGGACCUACCCUACAGAAAACGAAGCAGGAAGGUAUCAGUGCGUGGCCACACUCUCACAAGAUGAAGAAUUCACGGUAGUAGCAGAGACAACAGUUGACCUUGAGCAACCAGACUUUGAUGACUUGUUUUCAGAACUGGAUCGAAUUAAAAGCUACUUCAUGGCGGAGACACGUAACGUCACAGAGCUCUGGGAAAAAAAGAUGGAGGGCGCUGUUACUGCUGUCUUCAAUAGGUCAGCUGUGUUCGAUAACAGGAUGUAUUUACUGUCUAAAUAUAGCAACAUGAACCGGAACCAGUCUGAAGCCAUGUGUCAGUUUGUUAGCGGUUACCUGGCAGAGAUCGAGAGUGACCAAGAGUUUGGUUUUGUCAAAGAGUUUUUCAACAGUCUCUACAUGGCCAAUGGAACGAAGGUGAUCGUUGGAGGGACAGACCAGAUCAAAGAAGGAAACUGGCUGUUCCAGCACUCCGGACACAAUGUCCCCUACUUUUCAUGGGCCCCUGGCCACCCCACUAACAGCAGUGGCGACAAUAACAAUGACUGUCUGGCGCUGGACAUCAGCGAUGGGUACAACAUGGUAGAUGUACCAUGCAACACGUCUGGACAGAACUUCCGGUCAAGGUUUCUGUGUGAGAUAACCCAUUCACCAUAUUCAUCAUCACAGUAACAACAUAUACCUCUUUAAAACAUAACAUUUUACACUUCGCUCAUAACAUAUUGUGCAGACAUUACACAUCAUAUUUUGUGGACAUAUUAACUCAAAUUCAACACAAACAUUCCAUCCCUAAACAGUUUCACUGUAGCAAAAGAUUUUUGUUCAAAGCAUCAGAUCAAUGAUUAUGCAGAUAGUCGGGUACCAUUCUUCCACUCCACAUUGAGCCACGUAAAGAAAACAAUUAGACUAAGAAGUAUGAAGGUGCAAUUACAUUUCUCUAAUUGGAACAUCAUUUGUGGGUACUUAUUAAGACUACUAAUUACUUACAGUCAAUAAACACAUCUAUGUGGGAAAACUAGUUUUAACUUUUAGACUUUUCAAUACUUCAGGAGAGUUUAUUGAUCGUCUUCAGCACUAAAUUGACCACUACAUGUUUUAUUUUAGUUUCCACUAUUUUCUUUCCCCCCAAAAAAAUCUCUUUAAAAAAUGAAGUAAACUGUUACAUGUUUCUUCUAGCUUUAUUAUGUCUAUUACAGUGCAUUAGUUAGACUGAAGUCGGGUCAUGUUUUAGAGACCAACCAAGAUGAUGGAUUGCACAUACAGGAAAGACAAAAAUGUUCAGGAGGGGGAACAACUCUGCUUACUUUUCAUUUCGAUUUGACGUCAAUGUUCAAAAGGUGACCAAAACAUAGAAUAGUGAUUCUUACCUGUGUCUGUUGUCUCAGGAUAAACUGAAAGAAUUUUGAUUCACCAAAAGAAAAAAUCUAAAAUAAACAUGAACUAUAUUUUUAAAAAAUACUUCAAAAAAAAAAGCUUGUAUUAAGUGUAAUUGUAUCAAUUAGUUUGGAUCCGUCAUGGAAUUGAAUUCGUAAUAGACUAGACAUAAUAAAUCUGUGCAAUUAAAAAUAUUUUACCAAU